AUGGCUCGUGUUCGGUCACUCGUAUCUGAUUGCGAGGCUUUGCGUGAGAAGAACGAAGCCACCACAAAGGAACUGGAAGCAAUGCGAAAGCUUUUCGAAGAGAAGAUCGCGGCGGUGCAAGCUGAACUUGCACGGGUUGUGCAAGAACGUGACGACUUGGCGUCUGAAAUCAGUCAAGAACGCGAAGUAGUGGUGAGCGCCAAUAAGCUCGCUGAUGAUCUCAAGAAGAAGCUAGAGAUAGCAUCGACAGCACUCGUUGAACGUCAAAGUGAGGUGGCGACUCUUCAUCAAGAGAAAGCAAAUCUUGAGGGAUUGAUAAAU
Ostertagia ostertagi is the source of this 321-nucleotide messenger RNA. Lineage: Eukaryota; Metazoa; Nematoda; Chromadorea; Rhabditida; Trichostrongylidae. The record is from the annotation of a GenBank genome assembly.